This is a messenger RNA of Dinoponera quadriceps, 598 nucleotides long. RefSeq lists its product as uncharacterized. The transcript is spliced from 5 exons. The annotation marks the transcript as partial. The record is from RefSeq and is a predicted model, not a curated record. Lineage: Eukaryota; Metazoa; Arthropoda; Insecta; Hymenoptera; Formicidae.
GGCUGCCACCUUAUUACCUCAUAUUCUUACAAGGUUGAAGGAUUCUGAAGAAUUUNCAAUAGUCGGAUAUUCGUAUGGGUCUUUAAUUGCUAUUGAGCUGAUGAGAUUGUUGGAAGCUAAAAGUCUCAGAGGGCAGUUAAUAUUAAUCGACGGCGCGCCCGAUCAGAUAAAAGCUUUGAGAGAACAACACUUCCCUUUUAUCAAUAUUGAUGAGUUUCAAAAUAACGUUCUUAUAGGCAUAUUGGAUAUGUUCUCUACGGUUGAUAGUACAAUGAUUCUAAUUGAAUUAUCCAAGUACAAGACGUGGGAGGAAAAGCUUAACGCUUUUAUUGAGUACAUACUCACCAUAUCUACACAACUACCUUUUGUUGAAAAUUACAAGAUUUAUUGUACGACCAUUUACAAGCAUCUAAUGGCCCUUCAAGAAUACGAUGCGUCUUUAUUGCCGCCACUGAAAUCAUCUAUUGUGUUAUUAAAACCCACAUUUGCGGCUUUGCCUUCUGCCGAGGAAGAUUGCGGUUUGAGCAUGGUUGCCGAAGGUACAUUGCAGAUUCGUUACAAUCAAAGUAAUCAUAUCACGAUGUUAAAAAACUACCAA